AUGUUGAUUUCUUUGGAAUUCCCACUUGUGGUGGCCCGCAAUUUGCUGACGUGCCAGCACGAUCUUGCACUCGCCGAUUCGGAAAAAAAUCUAGGGUAUCAUUUAUCCGCAGAUGGCUGCAGAUGCAUAGCCGAAAGUAAACAUGUCGAGCGACAGGUCCGGAGUGCUGUGUCCAAGCCCGACUGUGCCGGAGCGGAGUCCUGCGUGCGAAAGAGGGCAUGUAUGCUGGCAGUGCUAUUAUCACUCCACCAUCGAGAGAGCGUGUUUUCGGAAGCCAGGUGUUCGUGGCUAAAACAACAGCUCCUACAGCCUUGCCUCAGCCGUUCGUUCGCACAGCGUGUCCCCCAAUAUUCUCCUUCUGUCACCUUGACAGCUCAUGUACCACAGACGGACACACCUUGCAGGUUUCCACACGAUGGUCAUCGCUCGCGUAUCUGCUUCUUGCGCGAUCUGAAGUUAUUUUCCCGGUGUUAUAAACCGACGAUUGCUCCAGAAGACGCGGGAGAAGUUCUCCGUCCACCUUCUAGAGCUCCUAGAAAGGGCCCUCAUCUCGUUUUGGGCGCCUACUAG
Messenger RNA from Ogataea angusta, 570 nucleotides. RefSeq lists its product as uncharacterized. The record is from RefSeq and is a predicted model, not a curated record. The transcript is spliced from 2 exons. The coding region runs from base 1 to 570 and encodes 189 amino acids. Lineage: Eukaryota; Fungi; Ascomycota; Pichiomycetes; Pichiales; Pichiaceae.